Messenger RNA from Pimephales promelas (fathead minnow), 2497 nucleotides. RefSeq names its product CXXC finger 4 (gene cxxc4). Gene Ontology annotation, molecular function: zinc ion binding; methyl-CpG binding. NCBI's taxonomy places the organism in Eukaryota, Metazoa, Chordata, Actinopteri, Cypriniformes, Leuciscidae. Gene Ontology annotation, cellular component: nucleus. The record is from RefSeq and is a predicted model, not a curated record.
CCAGUGUACUUUAUCCUAUUGUUGUCACACAACCUGAGCUGACUGCCUUUUUGACAGUGUUAUGAACUAGGGUGUCUAUAGCUAAUAUUGAAAUAUUUGUGUAACUGCUUUUAAAUACACUUAAUAUUGUAAUUCAUUCCACAAUCUUUCUCUGGGACUGUAAUGUAAAGAGUUACCAAACAGAUAGCGAGAGAAAGCACGCUGUUUCCCGAUGGCGAUUGAUGAGCAUCCCCCUCCCCAGAGCUCCUGGUGUUUCUAUAGUAAUUUCCAGCCAAUGAUCAGUUGGUGUCCACAUCCCCAUCCUCCUCACCUCAGCACCAAUCAGCCACACACAGCGACAGGAGACACCUCACCUCCAGUCAUCGACAACGGACAACAGCCUUAACCCGGACGCCAUCACAAACAUAUACCUUUCCUUCUACUUUUCUUCGCAUGAACAAUGGCGUUUUGUGCGUAAAGAUGGUGUUUGUGUAGUAAUCACUCGGCGCGUGUUUAUGGUGUAUUCAUCGCAGUAAUGUGCUGCUCUAGUGUCUGGAUUGUCUGUUUCAUAGCUACAAUGUAGAGAGGAUAAACCAGGAUGGUAACGUCUUGUGUCUAACAAGCUUCACCUUGACAAAAACCAACUGCUACCCUCCCCCAAAUAUUUCUUGUGAACGCUUGAAACUUAUCAGUCAUGUCUAAUCUUAACAAUGCACUUUGCAUUGAAAGCGGCCAAAGCACAGACGUGUCACUCUUGCAAAAGGAUAAUCUUCAGGACGGUGGAUUAAGCCAGCUGUUGGAUUACAAUGCCGAAAUGGAAAGGUACAGGUCGUUUGCAAACUUUUACAAAACUAAUGGGGCAUUUCCACAGACUGCUAAGAUUGCCCGCAUAACGACACCAAUUUUUCCCAGUGCCAGAAUCGGUGUGUCCCCUUGGAACUGUGAUAACAGCAUGCUCUGGGGAAGGAAAUCAGCUGCAAUAAACCCUAAUAGGACCAGCAUGCAUAGAAAUGACUCCCAAAGGCCGGGGAAACCUGGCGUGCCGCCAGAGACGCUGCAAAUGGCAAAUAAUAAUUUCCUCUCUAGCUUAUCCCCUGAACACUGCAGACCUUUAGCAGGAGAAUGCAUGAACAAGCUGAAAUGCGGUGCUGCUGAAGCAGAGAUAAUGAAUCUCCCGGAACGUGUUGGAACUUUUUCCGCUAUUCCGGCUUUAGGGGGCAUCUCAUUACCUCCCGGGGUCAUCGUCAUGACAGCCCUUCACUCCCCCGCAGCCUCAGCAGCCGUUACAGACAGUGCGUUUCAAAUUGCCAAUCUGGCAGACUGCCCACAGAAUAAUUCCUCUGCAUCCAGCGGAAACACAGCAAAAAAGAAAAGGAAAAGGUGUGGGGUCUGCGCUCCCUGCAGGAGGCUAAUCAACUGUGGAGUGUGCAGCAGUUGUCGGAACCGUAAGACGGGCCACCAGAUCUGCAAGUUUCGGAAAUGCGAGGAGCUAAAAAAGAAGCCUGGCUCAUCACUAGAGAGAACACCGGUAAACAAUGGGGAAGCAUUUCGAUGGUUCUUUUAGGACUCUGAACCAAGUGACAUCCGCAGUGGUCACAGACUUUCUACAAAAGGAACUUGCAGGGCAACAGGGACCCAAAAUGAAACCCAGACUGUGGAUCACAUGAGAGAGUAUGAGAGAGGGUGGGAAAAAAAAACCUUUGUAAUUUUAUUUUCUGUGUAAGUAAUAUUGUAAUUUUGGCAGCAUCAUAAUGUAUAUUUUUCAGUGUCUAUCAAUGUGUUUCAGUGUCUUGGUUGUGCAAGUUGCAGCCAUUCUUGUAAAGAACUGAGUAGACAAUCAUUACAAACAGGAGAAAAUAAUGUCAACUGAUGGGCUAUUGGCCAAAGGGAUCACACACCUCUUUAAAACACUACAUAAAUAUUUAGAUGGAGCAAUAAUCAUAAAGGUAAUUUGUCUCUGUCAUCAUAUUCCAGCUUUCUCUGGAAUGAUCUUAAGAAUACCUCUUUUCACCUAAACCAGUUUGAGAGGACACGUUGUGACCUCUGUUAUUAAUGUGAUGUUUUGUAAUCGACACACUAUGUACGAACAGUAAACAAAAGCCAGUUUCUUUAUGUUCAGGAGUGCUGAUUUUGUGUGGCAUAUUGCAGUGCAGGGCACAUUAUCUUGUUGCCACGGCGCACUUUUAAAAGUCUGGUAAGACUGAGAGAAGGUGUUUUGAGGUUAUUUGUAUAGUCUCUCAAAGUUCGAUUGCAUUCCACUUAGUUUUGGUUAAAAAAAAAUGCCUAAAGGUAGGUAGAGAGCCAGUUAAGAGCUUUUGUGAACAUUAAGAUUAGUGACUUUAUUUUUAAUUCUCACAACACAGUAAACUACACAUUCCGAAAUUAAUUAUUCAAUAAGUUGCUCAUUGUCUUUACCCUAAUGUUGCAUGUGUAAAUGUGUUUUAAUUAAAUAAAAUUGUAUAUUGUUGUUGUGAUGCUUUUAUGUGUUAAAACAAUAAAGGAAACAAAAAAAGUGUGA